AUGUCUGCUGCCAGCUGCUCAGAGCAACAAACUCCCAAACCAGAAGACAAGAUGUGCAUGAAGCACGAUAAACCUCUGGAGCUGUUCUGUAAGACCGACCAGACAUUUGUCUGCAUGCUCUGCUCUGUUUUAGACCACAAGUCACAUGAUGUUGUUCCUCUGAAAGAAGAAUAUGAAGGAAAGAAGGCAGAGCUGGGGAAGACAGAGGCUGAAAUUCAGGAGAUGAUCCAGAAGAGACGACUGAAGAUUCAAGAGAUCAAACAUUCAGUUGACCUCAGUGAGGAAGCUGCAGACAGAGAGAAAGCAGAAGGUGUUCAGGUCUUCACCGCUCUGAAGGAGUCUGUUGAGAGAAGCCUGAAUGAGCUCAUUGAGACGAUUGAAGAGAAGCAAAGAACAACAGAGAAACAGGCUGAAGACUUCAUCAAAGAGCUGGAACAGGAAAUCUCUGAGCUGAAGAAGAGAAGCUCUGAGGUGGAGAAGCUCUCACACUCUGAAGACCACCUCCACCUCCUCCAAAACUUCCUGUCCCUGAAAGCUGCUCCACCCACCAAAGACUGGACAGAGGUCAGCAUCCGUCCAUCAUAUGAGGGGACUGUGGUGAAAGCUGUGGCUCAGCUGGACGAGAUGCUCAGUAAACAUAUGAAGAAGCUGUUUGAGGCUGAGCUGAAGAGGGUCCAGCAGUAUGCAGUGGAUGUGACUCUUAAUCCUGAUACAGCACAUCCUAAACUCAUCCUGUCUGAUGAUGGGAAACAAGUAUAUGAUAGUGAUGUGGAGAAGAAACCCCCCAAAAAGUCAGAGAGAUUUUUAAAUUAUACAAAUGUGUUAGGAAAGCAGAGUUUCUCUUCAGGCAGAUUUUACUUUGAGGUUCAGGUUAAAGGGAAGACUGAGUGGAAUUUAGGAGUGGCCAGAGAGUCGGUUGACAGGAAGGGACUAAUGGAACUGAAGCCUGAGAAAGGUUACUGGGCUAUACUUUUGACAAAUGGAAAUGAGUACUUUGCUUGUAAUAACCCUUUAGUCGAUCUUUCUCUGAAGUCUCCUCCUCAGAAGGUGGGGGUGUUUGUGGAUUAUGAGGAGGGUCUGGUCUCCUUUUAUGACGUAGAUGCUGCAGCUCUUAUCUACUCCUUUACUGGCUGCUCCUUCACUGAGAAACUCUACCCAUACUUUGGUCCCUGUCUUAAUAAUGGUGGUAAAAACUCCGCCCCUCUGAUCAUCUGUCCUGUCAAUCAAACUGAGUAAUCAGCCGUUUUUAUUUUAUGAGAGCGAAUAUAAACAUUCAGUGUCUCAUACUGUGCACUUUGAUUAUUAAGAACUUUUUUUCAAGAGUAUUUUAUGAAUCCCAUGAAAAGUGAGAACUUUAUUCAAAUUGAAAACUAUUAAAACUUCUGAUCACAUUCACACAACUUUUACAAAGAAACCAGAAGUUUCAGUUUUGAGUUUAAACAUUUUUUGUUAAAUAUCUUUGCAAAUAUGAGGUUUUACUGCUAUUAUUGGCUCAAUAUAACAUUAAACAAUAUUUUUGGUUCUUGGAAAUUUCUACAAUGUUCUGACCAAUCAAAAAGAUAAUAGAGAGAGGUUAAUUUUAAUGGCAAUAAUCAUUAGCUGCAGCGCUACUUGAUUAACAGAAUAUAUAUUUAUGUAUAUUUUUUAAAUUUGAGUAUAUGUUAGUGUUCAUUAUUUAUGUUUGAGGUUUGGUUCGUUAUCUGCCACUUUGCCAUUUUCUGUUUGUUUAAAUACUGAUGAUAUUGAUUGACAGCUGUUUUAUUUCAUGAGAGCAAAUAUAAACAUUCAGUGUCUCUGUGCAUUGUUCAACUCCUGAUCAAAUUCACACAAUUGUAUUCUCAUUACUAGUUAAAAUCAAAGUUUACAAAGAAACCAAAAGUUUCAGUUUUGAGUUGAACAGUCUCUGGCACCAAAUAUGAGGUUUUACUGCUAUUCUCUGCUCUGUAUAAUAGAAACUGAAUAUGUUUUGGUUCUUGGACUUUCUAUCCUUUUCUGACCUUUUAUGGAGUAAAUAGAAUAUAUGUUCAUGUAUAUUCUCUAUAUUUGAGGUUUGGUUUGUUAUCGGCCACUUUAGCAUUUUCUGUUUGUUUGAAUACUGAUGAGAUUGAUCAUGAUUUAAAGUAAUCUGUAAAUAUGUGAUUGUAAAGAAACCAACUGUAAACUAAACUAGGUGUGUAGUUUUAAUGUGAUGCUUUAACAACAUGACCUGAGUAAGCAGUGACUUGUUGAACACCAAACACUAAAAAUAAAGCCUGGUUUAC
Molecule: messenger RNA, 2261 nt
Organism: Scomber scombrus (Atlantic mackerel)
Lineage: Eukaryota; Metazoa; Chordata; Actinopteri; Scombriformes; Scombridae
Product: E3 ubiquitin-protein ligase TRIM39-like
Exons: 1
Coding region: 1-1236 (411 amino acids)
Molecular function (GO): protein binding; zinc ion binding
Source: RefSeq, a predicted model, not a curated record